UUGUCUGCGGCAGCGGGCGCGCAGCAACGGGUCAGCCACACUCCUUCUACCGACAUUGGAAAGGCAGUGACUCGUUAAGGAUAGAAAUGGGGAGGUGACGUCUCCUCAAGUCCUUGUUUUUUUGGUGCUGGUUUCUUCGUGCCCUUUGACUGAGUCUCACUCUAAGGUCAGUGUCUCGGUUUGGUCCGAGUACAACCCGAGAAUGUCUCACCUAGUCUUCUUUAUAACUAUGUUGGCAUCUCAGGCAACCACGUGAGAGCAUGUACCGCCACCAUGGCGUGUACGCUGCGCUGUGUGUUCACGUGGACCUUCGAAGGGAUCCUGUGUACCUGCAGGUUCCUUUGGGUUUGCCCAUACAAUGCUGUCCGGUUCUUACCAAGGGAAAAUCACACAAUAGCGGAAAAAGGCCGUCAUCACAAACAAUCCAUAGGUUCUGAAAGCAAGAUGGUGGCGGCCAUACCAGGCUGCCCUGACCGCACCGCCGCCCUUCAGAAGCGAUUGGCCAAAACCGAGCACGACAUCUUGUCGCUGAAGUCCAGGAUGGCCUGCGAGAGGGCGUCGUGGGAGAGAAGGUUUGCGGAGCUGCGGAGGAAGCAGGCAGAGCUUUGCAAUCAGGUCAUCUUUGACGCUGCGGCACUGACAGGAGCGCAGAUAAAAGUGGACAAUGGAGACUUAUUUGUGGAGCGCUCCAGCAAAUCCUUCGGCGUCUCUCAGCUGAUGCUUCACGACAGAUGCGCUGAUCUUCCGUCACCAGGCGGCCAGUUAUCUUUGUCGUCAGUGUCAAGCUCCAAUUCUUCCUGCUCUUCAGUGUCAAGUGUGAGAUCAGGAAGAUCUUCAGGACCGCACCGGGUUUUUGUCCCCCACUCACCCUUGGACCUGCAGCUGGGCCACCGGGUCAGAAUCAUGCUGCCGACCGGGCGCAUCAGCACGGGCACCGUUCGCUUCCUGGGCCACCUGCAGGGGGAGCCAGAGCUCCACCUGGGGGUGGAGCUGCAGGCGCCCGACCACGGCGUGAGGGACGGCCACCAUAAGGGACACUGCUACUUUGACUGCAAACCUGGCCAUGGUGCCUUCGUAACUUUCCACAAGCUCCUGAUGGCCUGGGAAUGACCCUGCAUGGCAAGGACACCUUGGACAAAGCAGUAUUGGCAUUUUGGAAAGAGAUACACCACAAUACAAACUCUAAUAUACAGGUAAA
Messenger RNA from Nerophis lumbriciformis (worm pipefish), 1198 nucleotides. The record is from RefSeq and is a predicted model, not a curated record. NCBI's taxonomy places the organism in Eukaryota, Metazoa, Chordata, Actinopteri, Syngnathiformes, Syngnathidae.